AUGGAGAAAGUGCAAAUCGUGAAGGGUCACGAGCCGGCAUACAGCCUUGUCAUUGCCAUGCCACGUCAGGCUCUGUGGCAAAGGGUACCCCUUUGGCCACAACCGCAGAUUGCGAGGAAAUCGUUCAUUCGUGACCGGUGCAUUGCAUUCCGGCGCUCGAAUGGGCCCAUCUGCUCUCUGGCUCAAAGUGACCGGAAAGACCAGAACAUUGGGCUUCUUGGCUCGGUUACGCUCCACAACUUGCUUGACACCUCCAAUCGGAGCAGCUUUAUGCUUUGGGGCUUUUGCAGUGGUUGGCUUCAAGCUUCUCAGCUUGAGCAACCACCUAGGACCGUUUUGAAAAAGGACUGCACUUUGGUGGUUUGGACUUGCGCGUAUAUGACAGCCUUAUCACUGCGGAUAUAUCAGCAAAGACGGCCGGUGACGGCGCGGAUCAUGCAAACAGAAUGUGCACUCCAAGCUGGUUAUAAGAAUCGAUGCUGUCCUCCCCAUUGCUUGGACUGGGAUGCAAAGGAAGUCGGCGACGGUGGAGGAGCGAAGGGCUUGUCCGAAAGCGGAUUGCCCGAUGGCCAGGCAGCACUCGGGAAAUUGAUGUUCCGUUACAGCCCCGUGAUAUCUUGGCAGCUUUCCAUCCAGCACAUCGUAACGACUUGGGCCCUGGACGUGAUAUCCAUCCGAGAUGCCUGGAUGGCAGCAUUUUCCAGCCUUCUUGGUCUUGUCAGACCUCACGGUGGAAGCCCGUACAUGUUGGCCCAGGAUGUGCAUUUGCAUUGUGGAUGUGGGAAUGCCGAACCGCACAUUCAACAGCUCAUUUCUACUGAGGCCUCCAUGUGCCUAGCGGAAUGA
This is a messenger RNA of Histoplasma capsulatum G186AR, 846 nucleotides long. RefSeq lists its product as uncharacterized. The transcript has 4 exons. The record is from RefSeq and is a predicted model, not a curated record. Bases 1 to 846 code for a protein of 281 amino acids. NCBI's taxonomy places the organism in Eukaryota, Fungi, Ascomycota, Eurotiomycetes, Onygenales, Ajellomycetaceae.